GAUAGCAUUUCGACCCCUUGCCAACCGAAGAAAAGAUGGUGAGGCCAACACACAUGACAUGGCCGUCUACUUAUUACGGGCCGAAAUGUUACCGUCGGCGCGGAUGUAUCCCUCGGCACAAGCCGAUAUUGUGGGUGACAAUACGGGAUGGAUGUCGUUACAUGAGAGUAAAUCGGCCGGUAGGAAUAUGCCCGGUAGCGUCUUGGGAGGCCUUCGUCCAAAAUACCACCUGCAUCUCAACCGCUGUCAGCCAGAUCCCGGAUUUGAUAUGACAGAGGCGAUUGAAGACUCCACCAUUCAUUUUUGGAACCAGUAUGUCAGCUCAGUUGUGUUGCUGGAGCUAGCUUGUCCCAUGUUUCUCGGUGACGGACUGAUGCCGUCUUGGGAGAAAAAAACUCAGAAUGAUCACAGGAGGCCUCCCGGAUGA
Messenger RNA from Pyricularia pennisetigena, 427 nucleotides. RefSeq lists its product as uncharacterized. The transcript has 3 exons. NCBI's taxonomy places the organism in Eukaryota, Fungi, Ascomycota, Sordariomycetes, Magnaporthales, Pyriculariaceae. Bases 59 to 427 code for a protein of 122 amino acids. The record is from RefSeq and is a predicted model, not a curated record.